UAUACAAUGGUUUCGCAUCCAAACUCCACACUGAAAUGCAAAUACUCGAAUUGGUCAAAGCAACGAGGCUCGUGUGUAGCCUAUAAAUUCAGAGAGAAUAAUUGUUCAAGUUCUUAAGGUGGUAAGGCUGUAUGUCUUAGUAUAAAGUCUAAUAAAAUUAUUCAAUGAUGAAUUCAUUCUUUGAAUUUUGUUGGACCAUAGAGGAUGGUGUUAUCAUCUAUUAACAAAAGUACAAACGCCAUGAGCUGUAAUGCCGUCUAGUUUCAAUCAACAGUUUACACCAAAGUGCCUAGUCAUCUAAGGACUGAUAUUUUGGAUUGCAGUUUCAUUUUAGUUCGAUUAUAAUUCUAUAAAAGAAAACCACAAAGUAGAACAUAAUACUACAUAUUUAUUGUUUAUGGAUAUGGAAAUUUCAGAUAUCCGAAUUUUCAAAACGGAUUGGAGCAAAUUCUUGAUCAGAAACUUAAAAAUAUUGUGGGUGGGGCUACGUAAUUAUAAACAGCGGUCCCAACCUCACGACGGCUGAACCAAGGAGGCAUGAAACAAAACAAAGGCUAAGAAAUAGAUGCAACUAGAAAACAAAAUGAACAAUUUGGGCCAAAGUUUGUUAUUUGUCAAAAGAGCCCAAUGUCUACGUCAAUUUUCCUAAUCACGCAUCAUCCAAUUCAUACACUAAUGUCGUCUUCUUAGGAAACGCCAGACGAGUUUAGAACAUCUCGUUUUCAUUUGAGUAAUCUCUUAUCCUUUAUACAUGGUUCGGGUGCUUGCAUGGAUUCAGAUAUAGUCAACGGUACGAAAUUACGAAUAUUGUCACUCGAAACUCGCUUGAUUGAUUUGACGAAGAAAGAAACAAUCAACAUAGGAGCUUUUGUGAACAUCAAAGUAUCAUGCACAAUUGUUUAUUACAUAAGUGUCAUAUACUUUUGUUUAUUGAGUAUAUACCUUAUAUGUUUUAAAGUUCUUUUCACGUCGUGUUCCAAUGAAACUUAUUUUCUCGUUUUGGGUUAGCAUUUGUUUAUUCUUAGGAUAAACUAUGUUGUUUAGCACAAUGAAUCCUUUCAUGUAGCAGAUAGACUACGUUGACUGACAAAAGAAAACUCCGUGGUUACAGGGAUUUGAUUCGGAUUCGGUAUCAGAAGUUGAUUCUGGUUUUAUAAUUUCAGUUUCAUAGUUGACUUGAUGGUCCCUAGUCUACAAAAAAAAAGAAGACGAUUAUAAGUAAUGGCAUAACGGGUUUCAGAACUUACUACCAGCACAAUGAAAAACUCAGUCUUGUUCUUUUCCGUCCUUCUUGUUCUCCCUUUUGCUACCUCACUCCACUUUAACAUCUCACGUUUCACACCAGGUGAUCCCAACAUAGCUUACCAAGGAGACGCUACACCAAAUGGCGCCAUCGAACUGAACAAUGCUGGUUAUACUUGUCAUGUUGGUUGGGCUACUUACGCUAAAAAAGUUGCUAUUUGGGAUCCUGAAACAGGGAGGCCUACCGACUUCACAACCAGUUUCACCUUCAAGAUUGAUACACGUAACUCUACAGAGUUUGGCCAUGGGUUUGCUUUCUUUCUUGCCCCUCAAGGCAUCCUUAUCUCUCCUAAUUCAGCUGGUGGUUUCUUAGGUCUCUUUAACGAAACCAACGGCUACUCAUCUCGGUUCCCGCUUGUGCAUGUCGAAUUUGAUACUUUCUUUAAUGAUGAGUGGGAUCCUCUUGACAUUAAAUCUCAUGUUGGGAUCAACAAUAACUCGCUUGCUUCCUCUAACUACACUUCUUGGAACGCAAGCUUGCACAGCCAAGAUACAUGCCAUGCACGGAUCACGUAUGAUUCUGCUUCUAGAAACUUGAGCAUCUCUUGGAGUUAUGAAGAGACAUCUAAUCCCCGGGAGAGUUCAAGCCUUUUCUACAUCAUUGACCUUGCCAAGGUGCUUCCUGCGGAAGUUACCAUUGGCUUUUCGGGGUCUACAGGAGCAAAUACGGAAGCACAUAGGAUUUUGUCUUGGGAGUUCAACUCAACCUUGGAUGUAGUAGAACCUAGAGAGAGAACUCAAAACAUGAAAGGCAUCAUUGUCGGUGUUUCUCUUGCUGGGUUUGUCCUGUUGACCUCUUUGGUUGCUGGUGCGUUUGCAUUGUUUCGGAAGAGGAAGCAAAGAAAGAAGAAAGCGGGGAAGACAGAAGAAAACUUGACAUCGUUACACGAAGAUCUUGAAAGAGGAGCAGGGCCAAGAAGGUUUUCUUAUAAAGAUCUUGCUUCUGCUACAAGCAACUUCUUGUAUGAAAGAAAGUUGGGUGAAGGAGGGUUUGGAGCAGUUUAUAAAGGAUACUUAAAUGACCUGGAUACAAUGGUCGCUGUGAAGAAGUUUUCCGGUGCUUCUAAACAGGGAAAGAAAGAGUUCAUCACGGAGGUUAAGAUCAUCAGCAGCUUGAGACAUCGAAACCUUGUUCAACUCAUUGGUUGGUGUCAUGAGAAACAAGAGCUUCUCCUCGUAUACGAGUUCAUGCCAAAUGGUAGUCUUGACUCACACCUAUUCGGUAAGAAACCUCAUCUCACAUGGGCUGUUAGGUGCAAGAUCUCUCUAGGUGUAGCCUCCGCGUUGCUUUACCUUCACGAGGAGUGGGAGCAAUGCAUUGUCCACAGGGACAUUAAGGCAAGUAAUAUAAUGCUUGACUCAAACUUUAAUGCCAAGCUAGGUGACUUUGGGUUGGCUAGGUUGAUGGAUCACGAGCUAGGUCCCCAGACUACAGGAUUGGCUGGAACUUUUGGUUACAUGGCUCCUGAGUACAUAAGCACCGGAAGGGCUAGCAAAGAAUCUGACGUCUAUAGCUUUGGAAUUGUUCUGGUAGAGAUUGUCACAGGAAAGAAGUCAGUGGAGCCGAGACAAGGAAAAGUUGAGCCUGAGGCAAGUCUUGUAGAGAGGGUAUGGGAUCAGUACGGAAGAGGAGAACUUAUCUCAGCCGUUGAUCACCAAAUUGGUAAAGAUUAUGACAUGAAACAAGCAGAGUGUGUUAUGAUUGUAGGGUUGUGGUGUGCUCACCCUGACAUAAACUCUAGGCCUUCGAUAAAGCAAGCGAUCCAAGUGUUGAAUUUGGAGGCACCAUUGCCUAAUCUGCCACACAAAAUGCCUAUUGCUACAUAUCAUGUGUCAUCAUCAUCAAGCUCAGGUGGAGGAGUAGCAACAACAACGUUUUCUAGCGCUCAACUUGGUCGCUGACUACUCUCAGCCUAAGUAUAUGCAUGCUUUUGUAUCCGUUUGCUCUGUUUCAUCUGUUGUUAUCAUAUAAAUAAACAUGUUUUACUUUGUUCUCUUGCAGCGUGAUUAUUUAUUGUGGACUUAUCUCUCUGUCUUCUGCACUUGCUUGUGUUCUGUCUGUAUAAAAAGUUUCUUCUAGGAGUAUAUGUUCUCUUGUCUCAUUAUGGUUUUGAAUUCAAUUUGUUUCUAUAGUAAGUGAAAAGGAUUAUGGGAAGAUCGAUAAUAUGUUUGUUGAGUCCAAUGUUAGAAGAUCCGUUUUAGGUUAUGCAGUGUUAGUGGAAAAAAAAGAAAGCUUUAACAUAUAUAUAUUUUUUAAACACUAGCUUUCUAUAAUCAUUAUAAAAGACUUAUAGAGUGGUAAAGAAUGCCCUCUAUAAACGGAGAAAUUCAACAAAGAAUUAACUCUGUAAAAAUAAAUUGAAAAAACACAAAGAGUGAAAGAUAGAAAGUAGCAUCAUUAGAUUUCAUACGAUAGCUUCACAAUAAAGAACAAGAAACAAAGGUGUUUAAAAAAAAAAAGAACAAGAAACAAAUACUGCUCCCAAACAAGAGCUCGCGGAACAUGGAAACACAAUACUGUCAUGCUUCCUUCCUGAGCCCAAACACCAGUAGAGAAUCCUGAGAAGACUUACAUUUACGGUCAUAACCUAAGUAAACAUGAACCAAAGCUCCAAACCAUUAGACUAGAGCCGGAGAAACUUAGCCAAGAACUUGCGAUGAUUAGGGACGAUCAACACCAUGACUGAACCAUUGCUACCAAGCCCAAAAUACACUCCUCAUAACCACAAAUUUUCACCAUUGAAAUUAACAAAAAGUACCAUACCGAAAAGAAGCGACGCGAAUAGAUUCGAACCCAAAAAAAACCCGACCCGAAUAAACCCGAUCCAAUAAGAACUGAUUCAUAUCUGACCUAAAAACGUGAAUAUCCAAAAGUCUGAUUUUAUUAUUUUUUCCUAUUUUAUAUAUUUUACUUUAUAUUUUAGUUGAAAUGUCUUUUUAUCAGCAAUCUUCAUUAUUAUUUUUGUAAUAUUUUUAACUAAUAUGGAAUUUUAAAUGUCAAAUUUAGAGUUUAAAAACUUUAAUUUCAAUUAUUAAUAGUUUAUUUAUUGUUAUUUUACAAAAUUGAAGAUAAAU
Brassica napus (rape) is the source of this 4377-nucleotide messenger RNA. Its product is annotated as L-type lectin-domain containing receptor kinase IX.1-like. Gene Ontology annotation, cellular component: plasma membrane. The coding region runs from base 1258 to 3204 and encodes 648 amino acids. The transcript has a single exon. The record is from RefSeq and is a predicted model, not a curated record. Gene Ontology annotation, molecular function: ATP binding; carbohydrate binding; protein kinase activity. Gene Ontology annotation, biological process: protein phosphorylation. Lineage: Eukaryota; Viridiplantae; Streptophyta; Magnoliopsida; Brassicales; Brassicaceae.